This is a messenger RNA of Porites lobata, 1090 nucleotides long. Lineage: Eukaryota; Metazoa; Cnidaria; Anthozoa; Scleractinia; Poritidae. The record is from the annotation of a GenBank genome assembly.
AUGGCUGACAUUUAUGUUGUUAAAUGUCCUCGCUGCGAGAAUAGUUUUCGGACGAGAAAAGCACUGGCAACGCAUUUCAGCAAAAAACACCCGGGAUAUGAGGUUCCCGAAAACAUUACGUUUUCGUUUGGAAAGAAGGAAGCUCCAACAGUAAUACCUCGACUUCUGAAGAAUAGAAAGCAUUACUUGCAGUGGCUGGCAGAAAUUGUAGAGUGUAUUAACUCUGCGCACAAUCCCAGUGUUCCAGGUUAGUAUAGAAUGAUGAUUUUCCCUCAGCCCCACCACUUAACCUGCGCCCAAGCUACAGUGCGAAAAGCCACGUGCACACGUUUCCUUACUCUUUUCCUCGCGUGUCGCCUACGAGUGUUUUCCGACGUGCGCGAGUAGAUACCCGUUAUACAACCAAAAAAGAAAACGAUAAGUGGGAUUUACCCGCUUAAUGAACGUUUCUCUUCGACUCAUCUCUGCUUGAGCAGCUCACUUUGUUUACCUUCAGAUGUUAUACAUCCCAUCGUCCUAUAAACUUUUAAUACUAUGAAUAAAAACAGGUCAAGGAUUAUAUAAGUUCACAAGUCGUUGGAGAUGUUCAUACUUUUAAUCUACUGUAUGUUUUAAUGUCAUUUCAGCAAGAUGGUGCCACUUCACCCAUACUAGUGUCAAGGUCGAAUUUUUUGGUCACUUACUAAAGAAGAUUGGAAGCGCCAGGCUUAAUGCGGUAAAAGAAUGCAGGCACUUAAAACCACCACUCUGGAGAGAAAAGGCGUUACGCAUGUCCUUCAAAACGUUCGAAAUGAGUGACCUGAAAAGAGCUCUGUCCGAGCAAGAAUCCGUGGAUUUGCAUGUAACAAAAUCGUUCAGUGGGUCCAAAGAAAUUGACGGCGCCCCCUCCCAGCUUUCUGGUCGCGCGGCCCUCGAGGCUGCUAAAAGGAAGCGAGUCCACCAACAAGCAUCUCUAAGGUCAGAAAUCAUUUGUGGGGAUGGAGAAGGAAGAGCAACCAGGGAAUGUGAACUGAUAUGGAGUCCUAUUUUUGACUCCCCAGACAAUGGCAUUCUCACUUUAAGAGUCUAUGUUGGCAAGGUCCACCUUUGA